CGAGUCAAACUUUGUACUGUGCUUACCCACAAGUCCUCGAGUCGUAGUCCGGUUGUUGUGGGUUUUGGGAUUAUCUGUUGCAGGUUAAUCUUCUUUUCCCAGUAGGUUUCCUUUAUCAGCACAGGACAUGGCAACCAGCUCUUCCUCCCAAAGGAUUGGAGUUGUUGGCUACGGACAUCUAGGGCAGUACCUGGUGGAGAGGAUCCUUAAAGAUGGAGCUGCUCUCGGUCUAACGCUGGCUUUUGUUUGGAACAGAAAUUCUGACAAGCUCAAAGGUUUAGUUCCUGAUGAACUAAUACUUGGUGACCUAUCAUCCUUUGCAGACAGGCGAUGUGAUGUGAUUGUAGAGGUGUGCCAUCCACAGAUAGUGAAAGAAUUUGGCUCUCACUUCCUGUCUCAGUCUCAUUUCAUGGUGGGCUCUCCUUCUGCCCUUUCUGAUCCUGAUCUGAACCAGAAGCUGCGUCAGGUGGCUCAGCAGUUUGGUAGGACACUCUACGUCCCCAGUGGUGCAUUGUGGGGGGGCCAGGACAUCCAGAGGCUGAAUGACAGUGGAACCUUGAAGGCUUUGUUUAUAAGAAUGUCCAAGCAUCCAUCCUGCUUCCGGCUCACAGGAGACAUCCUCUCUGAUUGGACGGAGGAGGAGGGCAGGCGUGUUUUAUUCAGAGGCUCGGUGGCAGAGUUGUGCCCACUUGCUCCAAACAACGUUAACACCAUGGCAGCAGCAGCAGUGGCAGCAGGAACACUCGGCUUUACUGGUGUUCAGGGAGAGAUUGUGUCUGAUACAGCGUUAAGUGACUUUCAUGUGGUGGAGGUGGAGGUGACUGGGCCCAGUGGCUUCUCAGUGCACACAGUGAGGAGGAAUCCAGCCAAACUCGGAGCUGUAACCGGCAGUGCAACAUACAACUCCUUCUGGAAUAGUUUACUUGUUUGCAAAGGUCACGGGGGUCGAGUUUACUUGUGCUGAAGCGGAUGAGAACUCUACGACAAAGCAAGAAGAUCCAGAUAAAUCAGUGUGGAUGGUGUCACUGGAUCCUUAUGUUACUGAGAACUUGAAAACCCACAGACCCUUGAAUAUAUGAGUUCCAAUAAA
Messenger RNA from Anoplopoma fimbria (sablefish), 1090 nucleotides. It is a transcript of the gene aspdh, whose product is annotated as aspartate dehydrogenase domain containing. Gene Ontology annotation, molecular function: L-aspartate dehydrogenase [NAD(P)+] activity; NADP binding. Gene Ontology annotation, biological process: NAD+ biosynthetic process. The record is from RefSeq and is a predicted model, not a curated record. Lineage: Eukaryota; Metazoa; Chordata; Actinopteri; Perciformes; Anoplopomatidae. The coding region runs from base 128 to 964 and encodes 278 amino acids. The transcript has 8 exons.